This is a messenger RNA of Sabethes cyaneus, 2145 nucleotides long. RefSeq names its product dynein intermediate chain 2, ciliary. The transcript is spliced from 10 exons. Gene Ontology annotation, cellular component: outer dynein arm. The record is from RefSeq and is a predicted model, not a curated record. Gene Ontology annotation, molecular function: dynein heavy chain binding; dynein light chain binding. Gene Ontology annotation, biological process: outer dynein arm assembly; cilium movement. The coding region runs from base 1 to 2145 and encodes 714 amino acids. Lineage: Eukaryota; Metazoa; Arthropoda; Insecta; Diptera; Culicidae.
AUGGCUUCUCCAGCUUCUUUUCAUAGCUUGGAAAGUGAUGGAAGCGAUCAUCGGACACCGUCGAUGGCGAAACCGGGUAAGAACGAGCCCGUCGACAAUGACGAAUUCGAGUCGUGGGUUAAAGCGAAACAGCUGCUAAGGCCGGAUGACCAACUGGACCUCACUGAAGCUGAGCUGGGUGAAGAGAUUCCCAAGUUGUUGUCAACCGAAAAUCGACACUUGCCAAGAAACUUAGUGCUGUACAAUUUCCACGAGGGAGCCUACGUUCCAGUUCCUCCGCCGGAGAAUACGGUUACGCUGUUGGAGUUUGAGGGAACGGCACUGCAUAAGGAAGCACCUGAAGCUAAGGAACAGAUCGCUCGCAAAGGAACCGAUGAGCUGUACACCAUAUUGGACAAACCGGCAGAGCCAAGUCCGGAAGAGGAACAAACCCCGUCGCCCAAGUCCGAGUCACCGGACGGCGAGGAUACCGAACGUGACGAAGAUGAAGCUGAAGCUGAGGCGGAAGCUCAGGAACAGGAAGAGGAAGCACAAGCCGCUCCGGAAGAGGAAGUUCCGAAGAAAAAGUUGACCAACCAAUUUAACUUUUGUGAACGCGCUGCAUUGACAAUUGCUAAUCCUUCAAGGGCCGUCGAUACGCAAACCGUGCCACCGCCGAGGUCCACGUACGGCGCGAGUGUACUGCAGUGGGUGAUUUACGACUCGUACGCGGAAGAUUAUGCCCAGCAGCAGCGGGAGAAGGAGCGCGAGAAGGAGAAAAAGCCGACGCUGCACAAGCGGGAUGAAAAAUCACGCAAGGACGACAAGGCCAAACAGGCGGAGGAGUUUAAUAAGCGCUAUUUGCAGGCCUGUCAGAUCAUCGAACGGAUGGUUAAUCAGAAUAUUUAUGACGAGAUUGCCCAAGACUAUCGCUACUGGGAGGACCCGUCCGAUGAGUUCCGCGAGGAGGAAGGCACCUUGCUGCCGUUGUGGAAGUUUUCCUACGAGAAGACCAAAAAGAUGUGCGUCACGGAUUUGUGCUUCAAUACGCUGUACUAUGAUUUGUUUGCUGUGUGCUUCGGAACUUUGGAUUUUAUGAAACAAGGCAACGAAGGAGCGGUGUGCCUAUUUACGAUUAAAAACCCAUCGUUUCCGGAUUACAGAAUAACGACUGAGAGCGGUGCCAUGUGCUGUGAUAUCCAUCCCAAGUAUCCGUAUUUGAUAGCCAUUGGGUUGUACGACGGAAACGUGAUUGUGUACAACCUCCAGGUGGGCACGAAGGAGCCGGUCUACAUGUCCCAUGGAGUUAAUGGGAAACAUUCUGAGUGCGUGUGGGAGAUCAAAUGGGGGCCAGAUAUGCAAGAUGGUGAGAUAAACUUCUACUCGGUGUCUGGCGAUGGGCGUGUAUUCAACUGGGUGCUGAUGCAGAAUAAAUUGGCCAUUACCACAAUUAUAUCCCUGUUUCUGGACAUCGACCAGGUCGGUGGACCGGACGGGAGCAGUCUGAAGCUGAAAGGUUGCGGCAUGUGUAUGGUUUUCCAUCCUAAUAAUCCGGAGAUAUUUCUGGUGGGAACAGAGGAGGGCUACAUUUUCAAGUGCAGCACGGCGUACAGUUCAAAAUAUCUGAUGACAUAUUAUGCCCAUUAUCUGUCGGUGCAUCGCAUGGAUUACAAUAAGUUUAACUCGAACAUUUUUGCAUCCUGUAGCGGCGAUUGGCGGGUAAAGAUAUGGGAGGAUAUGCGGCCCGAGCCCUUGUUCAUUUUCGAUCUGGGAGCUUCGGUCGGUGAUGUCAAGUGGGCCCCAUACUCGAGCACGGUGUUCGCCGCAGUCACCACCGAAGGGAAGGUGUUUGUGUUCGAUCUGAACGUGAACAAGUACAAGGCGAUUUGUAUCCAAGCCGUCGUGUCGAAACGGAAGAACAAAUUGUCCCGGUUGGCGUUCAACCAUAAGCUGCCGUUUAUCAUUGUCGGCGAUGACAAGGGAACAACCAUUACGUUGAAACUGUCGCCGAAUUUACGUGUCAAGACAAAGGCACCGAAAAAAGCUGUUCCGGUAGAUCCCCAUAUGCUAGAGGUUCAGAAGCUGGAUCGGCUGCUGUCGCUGGUACGGGAACUUCCCGAGGGUGAGAUGGUGAAGGAAACGGUUAGCACGGUAGCCUCCAACUAA